GCAGAUGUCUCUUCAUGCUUUUCAAAAUCAUAUACAAAUCAUGGAGCUUGUUGAUACUCCAUCACUCAAGGCUUUCGAAGACGUGGUUGUUGAUCGUCAGGUUGCAGGCUUCGAUCCUAGCUUUUGGGGUGACUAUUUUAUUACAAAUCAGAAAUCACAGUCUGAGGCAUGGAUGAAUGAAAGAGCUGAAGAGCUCAAGAACGAAGUAAGGAGUAUGUUCCAAAACGUGACUGGCAUCCUACAAACCAUGAAUCUAAUUGAUACAAUUCAACUUCUUGGACUUGAUUACCAUUUCAUGGAGGCAAUAGCCAAAGCUUUAGACCAUCUCAAGGAUGUUGACAUGAGCAAAUACGGGCUCUAUGAGGUUGCUCUUCAUUUUCGACUGCUUAGACAAAAAGGAUUCAACAUUUCUUCAGAUUUGGGACUAACGAUCUUCUUGCAGAGCAAAGAGCAACCUAAAGCUGAUGAACAGGUCCGAGGCGCCCAUGAGCUUGAGGCACCUCGUGCAAAGGCGGCCGAACACCAUUGA
Molecule: messenger RNA, 529 nt
Organism: Zingiber officinale
Lineage: Eukaryota; Viridiplantae; Streptophyta; Magnoliopsida; Zingiberales; Zingiberaceae
Product: (S)-beta-bisabolene synthase-like
Exons: 3
Coding region: 5-529 (174 amino acids)
Molecular function (GO): terpene synthase activity
Source: RefSeq, a predicted model, not a curated record